Malaya genurostris is the source of this 2257-nucleotide messenger RNA. RefSeq lists its product as uncharacterized. The record is from RefSeq and is a predicted model, not a curated record. The coding region runs from base 225 to 1076 and encodes 283 amino acids. The transcript is spliced from 3 exons. NCBI's taxonomy places the organism in Eukaryota, Metazoa, Arthropoda, Insecta, Diptera, Culicidae.
UCAGGCAACCGGCGCGGGGUUUCAACAAGAAACUAAAACAUCGAUCGGUUUGUUUAACUUUUACUUAGGUGUUGCAAACAUUUCGAAUAGAAGAAUUUUUCGGAAGGUGUCAAAAAGAAGUGAUCUAGACGUAGAUAAAUAAAGACUUUGAAGAUAAAUACGAUCAAAAUAAGGUGUUGUACCAGAACGUGUUGUGUGAAUAUAAUUUUGAAAUAUUGUACAAGAUGAAGCGAUUUAUUCUUAUGCUGGCCUUUGUCACAUUGACCCAGGCGCUCUCGAUUGACGAUCGUUCACUGGACAUCAACAUCAACGUUGAGAAGAACUCCAAUCUCUACCACCAUGGGCAGCUUCGGCAGGGCGCUUUUGAGUAUGGAUUAGACGUGAUGAAACAGGUGGACAAUCAUUUCCAGCACAAGGUCAAGGGACUAGACGGUGUCACGUAUGGAUGCUACGGAUUCGUUGAUCCCGACGGAAAACCACAUCUGGUGCAUUAUGUGUCCGAUCUGAAGGGAUAUCGUGUUGUGCCACCGGAUCAUGCUACGAAAAUAUACAUUGCCCGAUUGGAGAAGAGCAUUACCAAUGUGUAUCAAGCUUCUGUGGAGAAGGAUGUACAAUGGAAAGACCUAUUCUUCCCACCGGCAUGCAGAACGUUAAAGGCGGCACUGGAUAAAACUACACGGCCCACAACUCCACGACCGACCACUCCUCGGCCGACGACCCCCAAACCAACAACAGCCCGUACAACACCGCGCCCAACUACAACCGCUGCCCCACCGGAGCCCGAAUUCGUCGAUUCAAGUAAUGUGCACGCGGCCUACGCUCCCUGUCCCGAUUCCGGCUCGUGCUCCAGAGUUUGUGACGAGUUGAAAGUGGAACUGAAGGAAAUCAAGGCCAAACUGAAAGUGCUGGUUGAUAGUCUGGCCGGACAACAGCAACGGAAGAAGCCAGCGGGAGGAAAUGAAACCUUUGCCUACUUUCCAGUUAUGUUAAGCGACAGUCCUCCGGAAGGGUUCGAUGCCCGAUCCGGGAAGUAUGCGUUCCCGAUAUUUGCCCAGCCGCAAUGCGGCAGACAGUAGGACGGUUCCUUGGGGUCAAUCUGUGGUACGAGGGUACUAUUUUGGAGUGCAAUGAAUAGAAAUAAUCAUAAUUAUUAGAAAUAAAAACCAGCGAACUUUGAAUGUGAUUAGUAUUCUAGUUAUUUUUUUUAACUAAUAGUGCGAGAAGCAGGAAAUAAACGAGGGUAAUAGCAGAAAGAGAAUCAAUUAGUUAUCCAGAUGACUGCUAUACAAAUUGUUGUUUAUUCAGACGAUUCGCUUGAACCCCAACGGGUUUAAUUAAAACGAAAUGAAACGUUGUAUCAUCCUUGUUUGUGUGUGUAAACGAAACAAAAUCACUAUUGGAGUUUGAGUUUGCAAUAUUACACAGUGGUAACAAAUUGAGGUCAAUAGAUUAGUUUACAUUGGUAUCAAACACAUUUAUCACGAUGUCGGCGUCAUCAUUUGUACACAUUGGGCUUAAACAUAACACCUAAGAACAAUACUUGAAGCUGGUGAAGUUUUAUCAAUCAAUUUGGUUAUCGUUUAAUGUAGCUAUGGGUUCCGAAUGAUUAACACAGUGAGACUUGAAUGAACAUUACUGGUAAUUUCAGCACCUAUUGAAGAAGAAAUAUUAACCUGAUACUAGACUAUUACUGUUACUAUAUACUAUGUGCCUUCCACCAGAUCCAAAUCCGGAAAUAUAUAGCAACUUUAGAAGUAAUAUCGUUACUACUAGUUCAGCCUAAGAUGAGAACUGAGAGUGAAUUGAAAAUUGCAAAGAGCAUAUAAGUUUGUAAUUUGUUUUGAUCAAUAACUUAUUAAUAUAUUAUAAUAUAUAUAAUAUGAUUGGUACGAAAUUACGAAGUUGAAGUUGAGAAAACAUGUCGUUUAAUGCUUCAAACAUUGAAUUUAAGUAAUGAAAACAUUAUAAGCCGAAAUAAAGUAUGAUUCGUGAAUUCAAGCGAUGCUAUACAUUAUUUGGCUUGAAUCUUUUUUUGUUCCAUAUAUUAAAGUUGUGAUUGUAAGAGGUUUUCUCUGCUCGAAAUAAACAAAUAAAUGAAACAAAAAAUGAGAGUUAAGUCCAACGAAGAAAACGAUAAAUGAAAGCCUGUUUCAAUCUAUAUAGUGAUGCGAUGAUAUCUUUCUCAUAUUACUCAUAUUUAUAUACAUAUUACAAAGGGAUUCUAAUAAAAUUUCAUAGAAUAAAAACAAGAAUGAAG